Artibeus jamaicensis (Jamaican fruit-eating bat) is the source of this 1762-nucleotide messenger RNA. It is a transcript of the gene CD151, whose product is annotated as CD151 molecule (Raph blood group). The transcript has 9 exons. The record is from RefSeq and is a predicted model, not a curated record. Bases 161 to 922 code for a protein of 253 amino acids. Gene Ontology annotation, cellular component: membrane. NCBI's taxonomy places the organism in Eukaryota, Metazoa, Chordata, Mammalia, Chiroptera, Phyllostomidae.
UGUGGGCCGGGGCGGGGCAAAGGCGGCCCCUGAACCUCCAAGAAGUCUCCCGCAGGCCGUGCGUUCUCGCCGCCUGGAACCUCCGCCCCCGCCAGACUCUAAAGUGUGGCCGCGGAGCCUCCUGGGGAACUUCUGCCCACCAGUCCUCCUGCCAGCCAGGAUGGGCGAGUUCAAUGAGAAGAAGUCGACAUGCGGCACAGUCUGCCUCAAGUACCUGCUCUUCACCUUCAACUGCUGCUUCUGGCUGGCUGGCCUGGCCGUCAUGGCUGUGGGAAUCUGGACGCUGGCCCUGAAGAGUGACUACAUCAGCCUGCUGGCCUCAGGCACCUACCUGGCCACAGCCUACAUCCUGGUGGUGGCUGGCGUUGUUGUCAUGGUGACCGGUUUCCUGGGCUGCUGUGCCACCUUCAAAGAGCGGCGGAACCUGCUGCGCCUGUACUUCAUCCUGCUCCUCAUCAUCUUCCUGCUGGAGAUUGUGGCUGGCAUCCUUGCCUAUGUUUACUACCAGCAGCUGAACACGGAGCUCAAGGAGAACCUGAAGGACACCAUGACCAAGCGGUACCACCAGCUAGGACACGAGGGUGUCACCAGCGCUGUGGACAAGCUGCAGCAGGAGUUCCACUGCUGCGGCAGCAAUAACUCCCAGGACUGGCAGGACAGUGUGUGGAUCCGCUCCGGGGAGGCGGGUGGCCGCGUGGUCCCAGACAGCUGCUGCAAGACCGUGGUGGCCCACUGUGGUCACCGGGACCACGCCUCCAACAUCUACAAGGUGGAGGGCGGCUGCAUCACCAAGCUGGAGACCUUCAUUCAGGAGCACCUGAGGGUCAUCGGGGCUGUGGGCAUCGGCAUCGCCUGUGUGCAGGUGUUUGGCAUGAUCUUCACCUGCUGCCUGUACAAGAGCCUGAAGCUGGAGCACUACUGACCCUGCCCCGGCCUGGCCCUGUGCUGCCGGCGCCACGGCUUCCCGCAGAGCAGACUACUGAGCUGACACUACUGACGGCCCGGGAGCGGGGGUCCCCGGACGCCUUUCCCUCUCCUCCCCCUUCGCCGGGAGGUUGUGUUCCUGUGUCCCCACCACUGUGCCACCUCUGUGCCUUCUGGGCACCCCCACCCCCAGAGGGAGCGUCAAGUGCCUUUUGCUGCACACCAAAGUCCUGAGGCUUGAGGCAGGGUCCCCUACUGAGUGGGGGCGGGGUGGCACUUCUGCCUGUGUGGGGGUCCUGACAAUCAAGUACCCCAUUCCCACAGGCUGCUUCCCUGGGGGGUUAUGGCACCUCAGGGUGCACCCUGAUGCCUGUGCCUAGUUGGAGGGGCUGGUUUGGCAGCAAGCUGGGUAGAAAUGAAUAGGCUGGGCUGGUCCACCCCAGGGUGCUCCCAGCCCCUCGGACACACCCCACGUGGUGGUCAGGGCAAGCCUUGGAGGGUGGUGCGGGUGCAGGGGGUAUGGAUGGGCCGCAGCUGAGGAGCUCUGUGUGCCUGUCAGCAGGUCGGUUGGGGCGCAGCCCCCCUGCCCCGCAUGGAAAAGCCAAGCAAGCCAGCCCUGUCCCCAGGGUCGUGUGCCUCUCGGAUCCCCUGGUCCCAGCCUGCUCUGCCGAGCCUGCUCUGUCUCCCCACCGCUCUCACCACCCACUAAAAGGCCACAAUGUUCACUGUUGCCCCCGUUCCCCGGGGCCAGGUUUGGAGGGUUAAUCACUGCUGUAUCACAAAUGCUAUAGCUGCUCCUGCCACACAGCAGGUGCACAAUAAACGUGUGGAACAGACA